This is a messenger RNA of Oldenlandia corymbosa var. corymbosa, 753 nucleotides long. The record is from the annotation of a GenBank genome assembly. Lineage: Eukaryota; Viridiplantae; Streptophyta; Magnoliopsida; Gentianales; Rubiaceae.
AUGGAGCCGGUGACAAAAGCUGCAGAAAGUGAAGAUGGAUAUGCAUAUGCUAAGAAUUGUUUCUUAGAGAUGGGAGAAAAGAUUGAUACAUGUGUGGGAAAGGGGAAACAAGUUGAAGAAACUAAUCGGGUAAUGCCCAUAGUUAAGGAUGUAGCUGAAAGUAUGAGUAUGGCUCCAAGUGAAAUUGAGGUUGAACUUGAUGAAAACAAAAUAAAAGGAUUGAAACCAAAAGCAAGAAUUACGUACCAAACUAGUAAGAGACCAAAGAAUGCAUUAGAGCAUGCUGCGACGAAGCGCAGAAACAAGGCAAAGAAAAAGGAUACAGUCGUGGAAACACUACAGGAUGACAAGUUUGAGAAUAAUAAUAAGCGAAUUGAGGUUCCUUCACGGGUCCUAAAUUGGUCUUCCCAACCUCUUAAGAUUUUUGAACCAAAUGAACUCCACUUUCCCGAAGUUAUGUCAUCUUUCUCGAGUUAUGGAAGAGGAAAACAACCACAAUUCAAUUAUCCAAGUGUUAACGAGAAAGAUCCUCUCUUCACCUCAGACCACAAGCCUGUCGGAUUUUCCAAUCAUCAGAAAACCAUUCCUUGUGAAUCUGGUUCAGGUUCCAGCCAAAUUUACAAAAGAAACCAAGCGCGGCUUCCUCAGAAAUCUAGAGGAGGUUCCAAAUCUGAGACUGAAUUUCUUUUCUGCUCAAGAGGCGGAAUUCUAAAUCCUAGAUCGACAUCAUCAUCAAAGGGGACGGCAUCAUAG